GUUUGCGGUGGCUUGGCGAGCGUUUUCGCUAAACAGAGUUUCGAGUCUGCGGUCCGCUCAACUACUAAAGUUGGACGCCGCAUUUGCCAAUUGAAACAUUCAAAUGUGAAUAUCGUACGGGUGAAGACGUCUUCUGUUCGUCUGGCUCUGGCUCUUACUCUCAUAACAAAUAAUAAACCAAAUAAUCGAGCACAGUGAGACAACACAAGCAACAAUAACAAAUAACAUGCAACCAUCUAAGUAAUAUUCACAAGAAAACCGAAAACAACAAAACGCUACGAAUAACCCAGUCGGAGAGCGGAAAACUUUGUCAUAAAUAAGUUUACGGCGAAACCUCCAUAUUACUUCAAUCACGAAACUGAAAGCAAAAAAGGAAGCUGUGGAAGAUUGAGUUGCUGCCACAGUUAGUUACCUGACUUUGCCGAGUGUUACUGCUCCACAAACUGACAUUCAAUGGUGCUGAUGCCGCUUAAAGGCAACUCCAAAUACAAAAUGCGGUGUACGCAGCUCAACCUGUUGUGCGUUUUUCUCGUACUGGUGUUCCUUGGAUGCACAAGCGCGGAGUCAAAGUACCGCACUCCCGCCCGGAUAUUGGCCAAGCAGACGGGCGCCACCCAGUUCGAGGAGGAGCGCUACGAGGCGCACACGAACUGCAACGAGCACAAGCACCACUUGAAGAAGCGCGCCUCCGACGAGGACGUGGACUACGAGGUGUACCAGGGGGUGGUGGGGCGGCCGGGCAUCGACUUUCCCAUCUACCCGCGCAUUCCCAAGACCUCGUUCAGCUGCCGCUCCUACGGCAACGGCUACUUCGCCGACAUGGAAACGGAUUGUCAGGUCUUCCAUAUCUGCGAGGAGGGCCGCAAGAUCUCCUUCCUCUGCCCCAACGGGACGAUCUUCCAGCAGAGCGAGCUCACCUGCGACUGGUGGUUCAAGGUCAACUGCCUGGGCUCCUCGGGCUACUACGCCGAGAGCGCCGAGAUCCUCAACAAGCAGCGUGUGCACCGCGUGCGGCCCUCGGUUCCCGUCCAGGGCUUCAACAUAGUGGGCGGCGGGCUAAACAUCAAGCCCAAGGUGGCUCCAGUGGCUCCAGUGGCUCCAGUGGCUGGUCAGGCCAGGUCCGGUGCUCGCAUCAAUCCCGACAGGCGGAUGGACUCCGCGGAGGAUGUGCCUGCCUCGGUGGAGAGUGUGGACUUCGACGACGUGUCCGGCGAGAAGCAGCGCAAGGUGCUGCCCAGCAUCGACAGCAACAGCAACGACCACGAGACGCAGAUCACCGCCGAGAGCUCCUCGUUCGUCAGCGGUUCCGGCAAGCGGCGAACCCACACGGACAGCAGCCCCAAUCGCAACAGCAACGACGACGUUACGCUCCUCAAACCCGCCCGCAGCCGAACUCCAGUGGCCUCCCAGGAGCGAGGAGUCUCCACCGAAAGGGCGCGCAACGGCCAGAGGGGCCAGCAUCGCUACAGUGGCAGCGAGGAGCACAGCAAGGAGCACAGUAAGGAGAAGGCGGCUCCCAGCUUAAUCAAGGACAGACCCGAGUUCUUCGAGGCCCACUCCACGCGCUCUGUGCCGCAGACCACGCCCCACUACUCCGCCGGAAGCCACUCCACGGUGCGCCGCCUGGAGCCCAGCAAGUCCACGCCCUUCUACACGCCCACCGUGCCCAGUCUGCCGAAGUCGAAGAGCACCGAGGGCAAGCUCAACCACAUCAAGGGCGGUCAUGUGGCCACGACACCCAAUCCCCACCGCUUCGGAAGCGCCAGCUCAGGUGUUUUCCUCGAGUCCUCCGUGGCUCCCAAGGCCAGACCCACCGCCAGUGCCAGUGGCAGUGCCAGUGGCAGCAUCGAACUGGACAGCACCUUCAGGCCGGUUGUCAUCGGCAUGAGGCAUCACUACGACGUGGCCAGCUCCGGGGAGUUCCGAGCCCCCUCAAAGUCCACCGAGAGCCGCGACUAUCUGCCCACCACCCCGUCUCCCUCCUCCGCCGGCAGCGGGCCAACCUAUCUGCCCAAGAGCGGCAAGUCGCCGAGGGGGAAUGCGGCAGCUGCAGCUGGAGAGGAUGUGCUCCUCUUCGCCCCGAAUCCCGUGAAGGAUGAGUCCGUCUACCGCAAUGUGCAGGAGAUGCUGAAGACCAUGAACCUCCUGAAGGACCAGUUCGAGGACGUGGAGCUGAACGCAGCCGCGGCAGCUCCCGCCAGGGUUGGCCUGGAGAUUCCACCGUCCUCGGGACCCGAUGCCCUGGUGUCCUUCGCCAAGUACUUUGCCCAGGAGCACAAUGAGACCGCCAAUGCCCUGGGCAAGCCGGAGAAGCCGGAAAAGUCGGAAAAGCCGGAAAAGCCGGACAAGACGGGUGUAAAGACCAAGCUGUCGGUGAAGCCGCCCCCACUGCCCACCGCCAAGCCGUCGGACACCACCGCGCUGCUGACCACCUCGGAGAACCCGCCGGCCAUCAGCGAGAAUGCGGACGACAUCAAGAAGAGUUUGCUGAGCGACACCACCGUGAAGAAGUACAGCAACCUGUUUGGCCUGAAGCCCGCCCAAGGUCGCGGUGCCGGCGAGGGCGACCUCAGCGCCGGACUGCUCUCCAGCCAGCCCAACGGGACGCAGUCGGAGCCGGGAACGAAGUACCAGCAGUUCCCGCAGAUCGGCAGCACUGGCUCCACUGUGGGUGCGCUGGCGGAGAAGCCGGAGUCGCGCAAGAUCGCCCAGAUCUUCUCCAACGCGUUGUCCAGCUACCUCGACAACCCAGCCACCUUCCGUGCGGAGUUGGCUGCCCGAGCCCGGCCCACGGAGCCGCCGAGCACCCCCAACUUCCGGCCCGUGACCACCACCGAUCCAUCGCUCUUCAGCGACGGAACGGCCAAGUACUACCUGCCCACCAAGGGACUGCCCGAGGCAGCCACCGCGCCCACGCCCACGGCCACGCCCAACAGCAUUGCCGCAGAGAUCAACCACAAGUUCGACUCGACCCCAGCGCCCGACUACUCUACCACCACCAUGGAGCCGUUCGAGGGCAGCACGGUCAGCACACGCGGCCAGGAGCUGGAGUUCUCCGGGGAGCUGGCGCCGCCGAGCCAGGACUCCGGCGAGGAGUUCCUGCAGCAGCAGCAGACGCAGGCGUUCGUGAAGUCCCGCAACGACCUGCUCCAGGACGCCAGGCCCCAGAAGCUGGUGACCACCCACAAGCCCACCGAGCACCCGUGGGCGCUGAAGUCGCAGACGGACUUCCUGGACCCCCUGACCAUCAACGAUGGCCUGAUGCAGCGGACCUCCACGCCCAGCACCUCGAUCUCGACCGCGACCUCGACGACAGCCUCCCCCCUUGCCUACAGGGUGACCACCAAGACGCCCACGCGCUACGAGUGGGAGGACAUCUUCCGCAGCUACGACAUCCCCAGGGACGCGCUGCCCUCCAGCAGCGGGCUGCAGCGGAUCGCCAACAAACUGUUCGGCGGCCUCAACGAGCAGGAGGCACUGCACCUGCGCAACGUGAUGGCCAAGGCGGAGCACGACCGCCAGGUGCUGAGUCUGCUGCUGCUGCUCAUCCAGACCUGCGACGACCACAACGGCAAGGCGCUGGAGCGGAGCAGGAAGCACCUGCUGAACGCCCUCAUCGACAUCGACAGCAAGUCACCGGUCGCCGGGGGAAAGAGCUCCAGGCAGCGGCUGGCCACCACCAGCACCACCACCACUACCACCGGCCGCAUCCCGGUGACCACUUUUAGACGCGGCGGCGGAGGCGAGUACUUCACCAGCACCACGCCGGGCUACACGACGACCACGGAUCUGCCGACCACCACGGGCUCGGGGGCGGGCAGCUACGAGGAGACGACCAAGUUCGAGAUCCGCGUCGAGGAGCUGGAGGAUAGCACGACGACGACGGUCCCGCCACUGGAGGCCAACUCGGACCGGCGGGCCCUGGAGCUGCUCAAGUCAUUAUAUUCGCUGGCGUCCAAGUUCAGCAGCAGGCGGUAGAGCGAGGGCGGUGGCGGUUCCUACACCUUGCGAGUUAAUGCCUAACUUUAGUCAACUCCACCCUAUAUCCUCUACCCUCCUCCUCCUCCUCCUCCACCUCCUCCACCGUUCAGUUGGUUUUUGAAACCAACUUAAAAUCGUCCCAUUUUUACGCUGAGCCAGUUACUUGUUAAUCGACUUCGUUUAGCCAAUGCAAUCUGCGCAAUUAGUUUGUAAAUAUGUAAUCGAAAUACUCGAAUCGAAGACGAGAGCCCUGAAAUACUCCCGCGCUGAAGACAGGCACAGACUUGAAUGUUCCUGAUGCCCAGCCAAGCCGUUUCCGUUUCCGUUUCCGCUUCCGUUUAAGUUUAACCGAGAGUUGUAUUAAAUUAGUUUCUUACUGCUUAGUCUUAAUGAACAAGAACACUCUCCAUCCAGUAUCCAGUAUCCAGUAGCCAGUAUCCAGUAGGAGCGAUCUAUUCGAACAAUCUGUACGUCUUGCUGUCUGUUUGUAAAUAUUUAUUUAAACUUAAUAAAGUACAUAUAAAAAUAAACA
Molecule: messenger RNA, 4513 nt
Organism: Drosophila gunungcola (fruit fly)
Lineage: Eukaryota; Metazoa; Arthropoda; Insecta; Diptera; Drosophilidae
Gene: thw
Product: mucin-12
Exons: 6
Coding region: 454-3978 (1174 amino acids)
Cellular component (GO): extracellular region
Molecular function (GO): chitin binding
Source: RefSeq, a predicted model, not a curated record